UAAUAGGUUUCUUCACAGCCCAAGCCUUUCUCCAGGGGAGAAAGCAGAUUCAACCCAUUCUGCAAAAUUUAGGAAUUGGAUAGUUUGAAUAUUUUUAUUUAUAGAGCAAAAGGAAUCUCAUUCCUUUUUGCAGCUUAAAUACCUAAAAUCAACCAUGUAUCAGAGAGUGAAGCAGAGAGAAGUAGGAAGAAGAUGGGCUUAUUGCAUGGCCAGAAGCCAGAAAUUCCUGCUUUUUAUUCCCUUGGCCAACAAUUGCUCCCUGGAUUGCUUUACACAGGAGAUUUUUUCACCUAUGAUACUGUUUUUAGAAUACCAGAAGAUUACGACCAGUAUCUUCCACGAUGUGACAGAAAACACGCAAAGGCUCGUGGCCUUAAAAUUAAUGAGGAGGAAAUGGCAAGAACUGUUCCUGUGCUGACAUCUUCAGAGUAUGGGAAGCGCAUCCAUGAGCCCUUAGACCCAGCAACCGGAGAGCAUGCGAGGGUUUAUAGCGUUUACGCAGCAAUCUAUGGGGAAGGCAGCCGCACUGCUCAGUGAAAAAGCCUUCUACAGGCCUGCAUCCAUGGGAAAUCUCUUGUAUCUGUCACUGCCAGCAACAUUUAUCUGGGGAAAAAACAUAACACUUUGAAGAGCAAUAUGGUGCUUUUUGCCUUUUCCUCUACAUUUUAUUUAAUGAGAAUGAUAUGGAUUAAAAAUAGGGUGAAAUAGCAGCUGCACUUUUUUUCUCAUGCUAAUUAAAAUGCAUGCCUUCUUACAUUCUCAUUAAAAUCUCAAGAAGAACAUUUUAGAACAUUUUAGGCAGCAACGCUGGGAAUAAGAACUAUUGGGUCAAAGGCUCUGUCUGCAAUUCUGGGAACUGCAUCUACCUAACCAUUCACAGACAUAUCAUUUUAAACAAGUUUGUCCAUCAAGGUAUCAGUAGUCACAGAUUUUUCAAUCCUUACAGAGUUUCUAGAGAAUUGUGAGACAUUGUUUUAUGUACACAACAGCUGAAAUGGAUAUUCAACUCAGAAUUUUCAAAAAUGUAUAGGCUUACGUGCUUAGCAGUUUCACUAGACUUCACGUGGAACUUGAGUUAAAAGGAGCUUCUGAGCACUUAGUAUUUGGAAGAGACAAAAUCUGGGUUUAGCUGAAUUCAUACAUUCAUUUCAUUCCAGGAAUGGCAUCUUACUGAUUUAACAAGAAAAAUCAUCAUUGGUUCUGUAUCCAAUCUGACAAAAAUGGGAAAAAAGAUUUAAGUAUUACUAGCAGUACAAGCACCAAAUAAUUUGGUAGAAAGGGUGAAAAAAAUAUAAGGAUUUGAGCAGUAGCCAUUUAAAAAGAAUGUUUAGCACAAAUGUCUAAAUCUGAUUAAAUAUUUGAUACCUUGUACUUUCAUAAAUACUUGAUACCUUGUACAUAAACAUUUGAUACCAGUACUAAAAUUUUAAGGUAACUUCAGGAGGAGUUUCUCCUGCAGAGUAUGCAUCUGUUUGGUUCUCAAGAGCUGUUCAUCCUGUUCUUGUUUAAAGCUGAGACAGUAUUGUUCAGAAGGAACAGCCUGAGUGAUCAUACCAGAAAAAGGACUGUAAGUCCACAGCUGUGACUGACACAGUUUUUGUCAGGUAUUUAGACACAGGAAAACUGUGUCAUUUGUAAAUACAGUGAGAAACCUAGUGAAAAAAAAAGAGAAACAAAACCUUCUAAAUCUGGGACCUGAAAAAGUAGUAAAUUAGGCAGUCAAUAGCCCUUGUUUGGCUAUGAUGUGAGAAGCAGAGCACACAGAGCAGCCCAUUCUGAGAGGUGUUUGUUACUUUCAUUAUUCAUGACCUGCAGCUCUUCUACACUCAAUACACUAUGGACAAAAUGACAUUAAUGGCUACAUUCCUUUUCAAAAUAAACACUUCACUAAACAAACUUAGUAGCAUUAAAUGAAAGGAAUCAUAGUAAGAACAAAGGGAGAAGGAACUGUUUUCUAAUACCACAAUGCUUUUCCAAAAAUCAGUAUUGAAGUUAUUAUUAGUGAAGAAUGAGAUGGAAUGUGGCUAUAUUCUUAGCAGGUUAUUUUUACUUUGGGACAGUCAGUACAAAUUGCUUUUUUUAAGUAGCCUUACUAUAUUUACAAACCAUCUGUGUUUGAAAAAUUAUUUGAAAUCAAAUUUAUUUGAGAAUACCACCACCUUCUGGUCUAUGUGAGAAAUAGCAUCACUUCCACCGCAGAGGAAGUCCAACAUCAAAAGACCAGUUUGAGUUUUCCUAUCUCGUUUCUUUGUGAUGUCACACCCUUAUCAUCUGUACUCACUUUUUAAGGUCUUUCACAGGUUGUUCCUCCCACUACUUGUUUCUCGUUCAGUUCUGAAUGGUUCACUUCUUCCUUCAGUGCUCAAUGUCAGAAGAACACCCUGACAAUUUCUUCUGUAUUAGUGGUAAAUUCCUUAUAAACGUUUGCAAAGCCAUUUCAACUCUCCUUCAAUUUCUCACUUGCAAGAAUGACAAAUUCUUAGGUUAUUGAUGUUCUGAGCUUACUAUUACACAUUGGAAAGCAACUUUUGGCAUUCUCUCACCUGUCAAUGUUGACAUACUACUUUGAGGAAGAGUUUUAUACAUGCAACAAAUUAACACAAACAGAAUGGACAGUGUAUACAAUGUAAAGCAUAUUCUGGAUCUGGAUUUUGCAUCAAGUAAUCUCCAGAGAUUUUUGGGGCAAUUGACAGACACCUGCAACUCACAAAUUAUUGGAAGGAAAAACUGGCCACAUUCUCUAUCUACUGGUGAAAUAUACAUAAUGCCAAUGAUGUGAAAGUUUACCCUUUUUGUAUCAAAACAACAGCGAAAAUCAAACUAGGUUAUCCUGGGAAUUCUGCUUUGCUACUCAUAAAUAGUAAUUCCACACCGAGAGGAAGCACAAGCUAAUGAGCAUGUGUUACAUGGCCGUUCAUCAAGAAUACAUGAUGUAAUCAGAACUAAAACUCUCCUGUUUUCCCUUCAUCAUUUGCAAAGCAAUGAACUGACCCAAGUUAGGGCACUUGUUCUGGCUGAAAUGGGUAUUGGUUCUGGUUCUCAGUUCCAGAAUUUCUGUUCAUAAAUAAAAAAGGGCUGUCAUGGGACAUGGUUCUUCUGAGCUUCAGAGCAUAGUUUAUGUAACCCAGAGGAACCCUGGAGUGCAUACAUGACCCCAUUUAGACAGUUUAGCUAAAACUGCCACCAAAGGCAAAACUACAAAUAGAAUACAUCUGGAACAUUGGGCAGCCCCAUAGAGACAGUUGUACAAGUCCAUUAUCCUGUGGCAGCUGUUACUUUACAAAGUAAAGCAAAUACUUUUUAUUAAAAAUGCUCUCAUUUUCUGUAAGGCAUCGCUAUUUAUUGAACAGCACUCUGCAUCUCUUCAGUAAAACCAAUAAACCAAUACUGCUUCUGCAAUUACUUCAAA
This is a messenger RNA of Lonchura striata (white-rumped munia), 3409 nucleotides long. The record is from RefSeq and is a predicted model, not a curated record. Lineage: Eukaryota; Metazoa; Chordata; Aves; Passeriformes; Estrildidae.